This is a messenger RNA of Oppia nitens, 1161 nucleotides long. Its product is annotated as proclotting enzyme-like. Gene Ontology annotation, biological process: proteolysis. The coding region runs from base 1 to 1161 and encodes 386 amino acids. The transcript has 6 exons. The record is from RefSeq and is a predicted model, not a curated record. Lineage: Eukaryota; Metazoa; Arthropoda; Arachnida; Sarcoptiformes; Oppiidae. Gene Ontology annotation, molecular function: serine-type endopeptidase activity.
AUGACUUCUAUUGAAUGCAAACAUUUUAAAAGACAAAUUGUUUUUCCUGAUAAUGAAGACGAGUCUUGUUUGGCAUAUAACGGAAAGUCUGGUAUUUGUGAGCCAUUGGUUCGUUGCGAUAAUAUGUUAAAUGAAAAAAAUUUACGAGUUUUACGACAAUCUCUGUGUGGUUAUGAUAAUGAAAUACCAAAAGUUUGCUGUCCUUUAGAUAAUAAUAAACAAAGUAUUCAAAGUACAACCAGAUUUACUACCAGAUCCACAACAAUAAAACCUAAACCAUUUAAAACAACUAAAAAAUUAAUGACACCAUCACUUGAAGAUAGCCUACAAUCAGACGAAGCGAUUAACCCAUUAAAACCUAAAAAGUUACCUAAAUUUUGUGGAAAUAGAAGUAUAACGAGUGGGACAACACGUAUAGUUGGUGGUAAAGUGUCUCGACCCGGAUCGUGGCCAUGGAUUGCAGCAAUUUUUGUAGAAGAUUCUGGUAUUUUCAGUGCCCAAUGUGGUGGGGCUCUUAUUUCACAACAGGAGGUCUUAACUGCUUCACAUUGUGUUGUAGAGGGUGGUCGGGUUAUGGAUGCCAAUAGAUUUCGGGUACGUUUGGGUGAACAUAAUAUUGCUAAACAAACUGAGGAGGACGCAGAAGUUGACUACAAUGUCAUGAAAGUUACGGCUCAUCCAAACUUUGAACCGCAAACUUUUAAAAACGAUGUGGCGAUCAUUAAGUUAAAUCAAAAGGUUAAUCUUAACCGACGUGUUUAUCCAAUAUGUCUGCCAUAUGACACACAAAUCCUGAAUUCUGAAGAUAAUAUUGGAAGAAGUGGUUUCAUCAUUGGUUGGGGAAAAGUCGAGUUUAAUGGCAACUCAAGUGAUAAAUUGAGAGAAGCUUCCAUACAAGUCGUCUCAAAUCAAGAUUGUGGUAAAGCUUUUGAUAAAGUGAUCAAAAUUAGUGACGAGUAUAUGUGUGCCGGAACUGUUGGCUCCACUAAAGAUAGUUGUCAGGGGGACUCAGGGGGACCUCUCAUGCAAAUCGAUCCAAACAAUAAACGAUUUUAUUUGACAGGAAUUGUCUCAUUUGGAAGAAGAUGUGCUACUCCUGGCUUUCCUGGUGUUUACGCACGGGUUUCACAUUAUUUACAAUGGAUUUCAAACAAUAUUUAA